ACACGGGAAUAAAUGGAGGGUCUACUUCAUUGCUCAGCUAAUUCUGUUCCUUUGUCUCCAAUCAACUUCAUUGAGAGAGCAGCAAAGGUUUGCAGAGACAGAACAUCUGUUGUGUAUGGUUCUUUGAACUAUAAUUGGGGUCAAACUCAUCAACGUUGUCUCAAACUCGCUUCUUCUCUUUCCCAAUUGGGGAUUUCCCGUGGGGAUGUGGUUGCCACACUAGCCCCUAAUAUCCCUUCAAUGUACGAGUUGCAUUUUGCAGUACCAAUGGCUGGAGCCAUUCUUUGUACUCUUAAUUCGCGCCUAAAUGCAAAUAUGGUUUCAGUCCUAUUGGAACAUUCACAAUCAAAGAUUCUUUUUGUGGACUACCAAUUACUUGAUAUCGCUCGAGGAGCAUUAGACCUCCUAACCGAAAGAGCGAAAAAGAAACCAAUUUUAGUCAUGAUCAUGGACUCUGAUUGCACAUCUACUAUUGAUUUCACUUCAAUUAGCUAUGAAUAUGAAAAACUUCUAGUUGUUGGACAUAAUGAUUUUGAUAUUGUGAGGCCACAUAGUGAAUUAGAUCCUAUAAGUAUAAAUUACACAUCAGGCACAACAUCUAGGCCUAAAGGAGUUGUUUUAAGUCACAGAAGUGCUUAUCUAAACUCUAUCGCAACGGUUCUAUUCUUACAAAUGAGCCUAUUUCCUGUUUAUCUUUGGAAUGUUCCGUUGUUUCAUGCUAAUGGUUGGUGCCUAGCUUGGGGAGUGGCAGCACAAUUUGGAACCAAUAUUUGUCUAAGGAAAGUAUCUCCAAAAAACAUAUUUGACAAUAUAGUUCAACAUAAAGUAACAUAUAUGGGAGGAGCUCCUACGGUUUUGAACAUGAUUGCCAAUUCUACAUUGUCCGAUAGAAAGGUGUUCAAUCACAAGGUAUCAGUAUUAACAGGAGGUUCUCCUCCACCGCCGCAGAUCCUUUCCAUGAUGGAAGAAAAUGGUUUUAGUAUUACUCACAUGUAUGGCCUCACAGAAACAUGUGGUGCAGGGACUUUUUGUGCUUGGAGACCUGAGUGGGACAUGUUACCGACCGAAGAAAAAUCGAAGAUAAAAGCUAGGCAAGGUGUGCCACAUGUAGGGAUGGAGGAAAUUGAUGUCAAAGAUCCUUCAACAAUGGAAAGUGUUCCGGCUGAUGGAAAAACGGUUGGCGAGGUAAUGUUUAGAGGGAAUACAUUGAUGAGUGGUUAUUUUAAAGACUUGAAAGCAACAGAAGAGGCUUUUAAAGACGGUUGGUUUCAUAGUGGCGAUCUUGCAGUGAAACACUCUGAUGGUUACAUAGAAAUCAAGGACCGAUUGAAGGACAUAAUAGUAUCCGGUGGAGAAAACAUCAGCUCGAUUGAGGUAGAAACGGUAUUGUAUAGUCAUCCAGCGGUUCUUGAGGCUGCAGUUGUUGCUAGACCUGAUGAUCUUUGGGGCCAAACUCCUUGUGCAUAUUUGAAAUUGAAAGAUGGAUUUGAUGCAGAUGUUGAAGAGAUAAUAAACUUUUGUAGGGACCGUUUGCCGCAUUUCAUGGCUCCUAAAACAGUCAUUUUUCUAGAUAUGCCGAAAACAUCAACAGGUAAGAUCCAAAAGUUUGUUUUGAGAGAGAAAGCCAAGGCCUUGGGAAGCAUUUCAAAUGUACCAUCUGUUAGUAGCAUUUCAAAUGUACUAUCAGUUAGUAACAUGUCAUAUCCUUAAAUUACUAAGUAUUGUUAGACGGAUUAAGUGAUACUCCCUCUAGUCUUAUAUAUAAGCAAAAAUCCUUUUCUAGGUUUAUUGGAUAACUGAUGUAUCUGGUCUAUAUUAUGAACCAGAUACAUCAGUUAUUCAAUGAACCUGAAAAAUAAAUUUAUGUUUAUAUAUGAGAACAGUAGAAGUACAUGUUUG
Molecule: messenger RNA, 1899 nt
Organism: Trifolium pratense (red clover)
Lineage: Eukaryota; Viridiplantae; Streptophyta; Magnoliopsida; Fabales; Fabaceae
Product: isovalerate--CoA ligase AAE2-like
Exons: 2
Coding region: 13-1710 (565 amino acids)
Source: RefSeq, a predicted model, not a curated record